Calliphora vicina (urban bluebottle blowfly) is the source of this 5252-nucleotide messenger RNA. RefSeq names its product nuclear transcription factor, X-box binding stc (gene stc). Gene Ontology annotation, biological process: negative regulation of transcription by RNA polymerase II. NCBI's taxonomy places the organism in Eukaryota, Metazoa, Arthropoda, Insecta, Diptera, Calliphoridae. The coding region runs from base 614 to 4522 and encodes 1302 amino acids. Gene Ontology annotation, cellular component: nucleus. The record is from RefSeq and is a predicted model, not a curated record. Gene Ontology annotation, molecular function: zinc ion binding; DNA-binding transcription factor activity, RNA polymerase II-specific; RNA polymerase II transcription regulatory region sequence-specific DNA binding. The transcript has 4 exons.
AAGAAAAACGCAUAGAUUGCGUAUGUGUUAGUUAAUUUUAUAAGGAAUUGUAAUUCUCUUAUCAUUUUCUAAUUUAACGUUGAAAAAGUAACAAAUUAAUUUCGUAAUUAACUUUUACUCAAAAUCAACAUGUGAAAAUUAAAAGCUUUUGUAAUUGUUCAAACAAAAAACUUACUGAUUUUUGGUUUUAUAACAUAAAAAAAAAAUAUUGACAGCAUAAGAUUUCAGUGUGUGCGUUUGUACAUUUUUUGUAUGCGUCUGUGAAUCAAAGAAAAAAGACUAGAAAAAUUUUAACGCGUGCCUCCAGCCGCUACAUACUACGUGGGACUUUAAUUUUUUGCAAAGCUAUUUUAGUUGAGUUAAAUUUUUGAUUUCCAAAAAAUUUCGCCUACAAAGGCAGGAGUUCAACAAAAACUAGCGGAUACUGACUGCAAUUUUCAUAGGUGAUGGCCUAAAAAGGCCGAAAAUUAAAAGUGAAAAAAAAAAAUUAAAAGAGAAAUAAAUUUAUUGUACAAAAUCCAGCAACAACGUGCUUUCACCUUUGGGCUGUCUACAAAGCAGCAGCUGCAGCCAUAUAAGUCUGUCAAAUCUUUUGAAAACUGAAACACAUAAAAUGUCGGCCGACUCAAAGUCACAGUCAUCUUCCCAACCACCUUUGUCCCAACUUUGGCCGGGGUUUGGUUCUACAUCUAACGAUCUUAGUAACCCGCUGGAACAUCAUCAGCAUCACCCAACCAAUCAAACUCCGACACAAUCUUUGUCUAUGAGUUUGCCUAAACAUCAUCAUCAGCAGCCAACGAAUAUCAAUAAUAAUUAUGUGAAUUUUAAUCAAUUUAUAAUGCAACAUAACUUGAAAUCGCCUCAUCAAACUAAAUCACCCUUGUCAUCAUCUCUCGAUGAUAAAUUUACAAAAGUAGAGGGUCAAAAUUCCAAAUACGAUGACGUUUUCAGUUUUAUUCAGAAUAUGGAGGGCAUGUAUAAUAACAACAAUGUUAAUGCUAAAGGCAGCAACAAUAAUGCCAUUAGUGGAAGUAGCAAUGUCACCAAUAAUGGUGGCAGCACCAAUUCUAAUCAUCAGCAACAAACACAGCAGCUCAAACAUCAACAAUAUAAUUACUUUGAUCCCACACUACCCCAAUAUCCAUUUGCCAACUAUAAUAAUCAAAUUUCCAACAACAACAGUGUAUUUUCGGAUGGUUUUCAACAAUACAAUAUUAAUCCUAACACUGGUCCUGGUAUAUCAACAUCAGCCGCCAUCAAAACAUCAUCAACAGCAUCUUCAACGGCAAAUCCAAAUGUUUAUGAUAAUACUAAUUCAUAUGGUAACUUUAAUACAAAUGGUACCACUUACUAUGCCAAUCCGUUUGCCACGGGUUUUGAUUUUAACAAUACCAAACUACAAGCCAGUGCUCCCGAAUUUGUGCCAAGAUUUGAUAAACUUUCGUUGAACGAAACAGCUCUAGAAGCAAAACAACAAACGGAGAACAUGGCUAAACAUCCCGAAAACACCAACGUCUAUAAAGGCAAACCGCAAGAGCAGUACGAUGCUAAAGAUGAGGGCAACAUACAAGCUGAAUCUAAAGAUAUGGCGAAAAAUUUGGAUUCUAGUUUUGAAAAAGAAGAGAAACGACAACAGCAGAGACAUGAACGUUCUCGUGGUAAUAAUCGUCAUCAGAAUAAACAUGAUAAGGAAAAUAACAAGAGAAAUAACAAUCGUUUGGAAAAGAAUAUGGAAAGAUUUUCUAGGAAUUUACAAGAGAAACAUCAAAAUAAUGAUUCAGCCUCAAAUUCGAACUCUUCCACACCUUCCUUGACCAUGAAUGGUAGGGAACGGGACCGAGAGCAGCAGCAGCAACCGGGUAUUGCUAAAACUACAGGAGCUUUUAGCAAAAAUAAUCGUGGUUCUUUGAAUGGCAACAAUGGAGACAAACAAAGAAAUUCUGAGGGCCAAGACAAGGCAAGCGCAGAUAAAAACAAUUACAAUAAUAAACGUUAUCAAAAUGGCAGACGUUCACAAGAUUAUACAGAACGUGAAGAUCGUUACGAACGUUAUGCUGAUCGUGGCGAACGUUCUGAUCGUGGCCACAAUCAGCGUAAUCAACAGCGCAACGACUACCAUCAACGUUAUGAUAACUAUCGCAGCAACAAGAGACGUGAUGAUUGGAAUCGUAAUCGUGAUCGCAUCAAUGGUUUUCGUGUAGAGGAAAAAUAUUCCAAUGAUAAUGGCAAGGAAAGUCCUUUGGCCUCGCCUGAAAAGAGGUCUCCCAAAAAGACUUACGAGAAAGAAAACGAAAAACUGUCGCAAAGAGAAAAACUUAUAAGAGAUAUAGAAAAUAGACGUCUGGAAUGUUUAGUUUGCGUAGAGCCCAUUAAGGCUCAUCAGGGUGUUUGGUCUUGUCAUAAUUGCUAUCAUAUACUCCACUUGCAGUGCAUAAUAAAAUGGGCCUCGUCCUCGAAGUCGGAUGAUGGAUGGCGUUGUCCUGCUUGUCAGAAUGUUGAAAAAGAUGUUCCUCGUGACUACUACUGUUUCUGUGGCAAAUUGAAAAAUCCCACAAAUAAUCGUCAAGAUAUUGCUCACUCUUGCGGGGAAGUAUGCGGACGUGUAGAGGGCUGUUCACAUGCCUGUACUCUGCAGUGUCAUCCCGGGCCUUGCCCUCCCUGUCAGGCUCAAGUUAAACGCGAAUGUGGUUGUGGCAAGACUUCCAAAACCAUGCAAUGUUGUUUAAAGGAGACCAUAGAAUGUGAUUCAACAUGUGAGAAACUCUUGAACUGUGAAUUGCACACUUGCGAGGAGAAAUGUCAUGAGGGAAAAUGUCCCGCCUGCAAGGAGAAGGUAGAUCAAACUUGUCACUGUUCUAAGCAAGAAAGACAGGUUACUUGUACUCGCGAUUCCCAUGAUAAACACAACUAUUCAUGUGGCAAACCUUGUGGUAAGGAUUUAAGCUGUGGCAAUCAUAAAUGUAAAGAUUGCUGCCAUCCCAAUGAGUGCAGACCCUGUAAAUUAAGUCCUGAUACUGUGACUUCUUGUCCCUGUGGCAAAAUGCCCAUUGUUACCGAACAGCGCAAAUCUUGCUUAGAUCCCAUACCCGUAUGCGAAGGUGUUUGUAGUAAGACUUUAAAAUGUGGCAAAGCCACCAAUCCCCAUCACUGUACAUCCAAGUGUCAUUUGGGUAAUUGUCCACCAUGCAACAAGCAAACGGCGGUCAAGUGUCGCUGUGGCCAUAUGGAUCAAAUGAUUAAAUGUCGCCAGCUGUCGACACGAGCCGAUGAUGCUAGAUGCAAGAAACGCUGCACGAAAAAACGUUCCUGUGGCAAACACAAGUGUAAUCAAGAGUGCUGCAUAGACAUCGACCACUUUUGCCCACUGCCUUGUAACUAUACGCUCUCUUGUGGCAAGCACAAGUGUGAUCAACCCUGUCAUCGCGGUAAUUGUCCGCCCUGCUAUCGUUCCUCCUUCGAAGAACUCUUCUGUGAGUGUGGUGCUGAAGUUAUCUAUCCUCCUGUGCCCUGCGGCACUAAGCGUCCCGUUUGCAAGCGCCCCUGUUCGCGUAAACAUCCUUGCGAUCAUGCGCCACAACAUAACUGCCAUUCAGCAGCCACUUGUCCUCCCUGUAUGAUGUUCACCACCAAAUGGUGUUAUGGCCAGCAUGAACAACGCAAAACCAUACCCUGUUCUCAGCACAGUUUCUCAUGCGGUAUGGCUUGUAAUAAACCUUUGCCUUGUGGCCGCCACAAGUGUAUUAAGACUUGUCAUGAGGGUCCGUGUCAAGUGCCCGGUGAGAUAUGCAAACAAAGCUGUACUACUGCCCGUUCCAAUUGCGGCCACAAGUGUAUGUCGCCAUGUCACAAUGGAGAUUGCCCAGAAACACCAUGUAAAGAAAUGGUUGAAGUUCAAUGCGAAUGCGGCAAUCGCAAACAAAUGCGCACUUGUGCUGAAUUGGUUCGCGAAUUCAGUCGCAUUGCUACUGCCCAGCUGGCCUCAUCCAUGGCUGAAAUGCAGCGUGGUAACUACAUGGAAUUAUCGGAAAUUUUAGCUCCUGUCAAACUCUCCGGUAAAUCGAAUAAAACUUUAGAUUGUAACGAAGAAUGUCGUCUACUUGAACGUAAUCGUCGUUUGGCUAUUGGUCUACAAAUACGCAAUCCAGAUUUGCCGCAAAAACUCUUAACAAAAUAUUCGGAUUUCAUACGCAACUUUGCUAAACGUGAUCCGGUUUUGGUCAAGUCGAUUCAUGAAGCUCUAACCACUCUGGUGAAAUUGGCCAAAGAGAGUAAACAAAAGUCACGCUCACAUUCAUUUCCCACCAUGAAUCGUGAAAAGCGACAGUUGGUUCAUGAAAUGUGUGAAAUGUUUGGCGUAGAAUCGGUGGCCUAUGAUGCUGAACCGAAUCGUAAUGUGGUAGCUACUGCUUUUAAGGAUAGAUCUUGGCUUCCUGCUACCAGUAUUAUGGAAGUAGUAGCUCGUGAGGCUGGUCAAAGACGUGUACCAGUGCCGAGUAAUAAUGCCUGGGGUUUAAAGAGAUAAUGCUAUUAAUACCACACACACAAAGAAUUAAGUUAAACCUUAAUUGGAAUAUAUAUAUUUUUUUUCAAAAUCAUCACUUAUACCUAUUACAUAUAAACAAAUACUUUACAAAUGAUAAACUUACCCAACUAAAAUGAAUUUCGAACUGUCUCUACUACUCCUCUCUAGCCCUAGCAACUUCUUGGAAAUCAUAAAACCCAACUAACCACCUUUUUGAUGAGAAAAAAUAAACUAUUAAUCUAAAAAAAAACAAUGUUACAACAUGAAUAUUUUGCUAUAGUAGUUAGUCAACCAUGUCAACCAUGGGCUUACUAGAAUUCGAAAAAAAAUCAAUUACUUUUCAACUUACUUUUUUCCUUUCAUUUAUUUCUUUAUCUUAAAAAACUGGUAAUUUUACUUUUGUUUCAUAUUUUAUAUAUUUUUUCUUUUGUUUUUAUAACGUUAUGCACAUAUAUUCUUUGCAAAUGGAUUGAUUGGUUAAUGAAUGUUAUUAUUAUAUUUUUCUUCUUUAUCUUAAAGUAUAAUUAUAUAAAAAAUUGUUUUCUUUUUUUUUUGGUUUCAGUAAACUUUAAAAUAUUAUUCUUUAUUUAACAUACAAAUUUAUAAUCAUUUAAAUUUAUAAACAAACAUUUAAUACAAAACUCUAAUGAAAAACUAUAUAGAAUAACAAAAAAACACAAAAAACUUGUUUAUUAAAUAAAAAGUUGUUUAUUAAUGAACUGUAAAGAAA